CAAAUAACAUGGUACAAACUUAAAAAGAACAAUAAAUUUUUUGCUGGUCAUUUACUAAUAUUUUGAAUAUGUAGUAGCAUAAACUCGUCGAGAGGAUUCCAACUCGUCAACCGACAAAGGGGUUUGUGAAGUUGGCGCAACAAAAAUGGAGCAUUAGGGUAAGGAUGGUCGUUGCUUCAAUUGCGUUGAGAGGUACACCGUUGCGCACCAGUGUGCCAAGGGCCAUCAGAUGUUGUUGGUGGGAAUCUGAUAGAUGAAGGCGAGGAGGUCGUAGUCUAGGAUGCGAAGGACCCUGGUAAGAAGGAAGACGGUCAACCUUGAGGGCAAGUUUGGUCUCAAGGGGGAUGGAUUGUUAGAAAAAAAAAAGUUUCUAACUCUUUUUUCAUUUUGGACUUAAUUAUUAUUUAUUUAUGUUUUAUGGAUUUUGGAUGUUAUUUGGAGAUUUUUGGAACUAUUUGCAUGAUUUUAGCUAGGAGAUAUUAUUAGGGGGUUGUUAUAGGAAAUUCAUCGGCUUAUGUAGAUUUAGUAUUAGUGGGGUUUUCUCAUUAAGUAAUAACAGAUCAACUAUUCACUAAACCUAAUCUAUCUUCUCUCUCAACCCAAAAAUAUUCAUCUUCCUCUACCUUAGCCGUCGGCCCUCUCCUCUCAUAUGAGACCCAAUUUCUUUAUUUUCCUAUCCCAAAAUUAUUUCUUCUUUCUCCCAUCAAAUCCCUGAUUAUGUUCCAAUUCCCAGUUACCUAACGACUCCCUAUAUUCCGAUCACUAAACUACACUCCUAGAUUCGUAACUCUUACACCAGACCUCGCUCCAGACCCCCCCAAACUGGCCAUCGUGAGGCGGGCAGUCGACCACGCCAUAAAACUUCCACUGAUUGAGAAUAAAAUUUUGUCUCCUCCCUCGCCAUCUGCCGACAAUGGCAUCCCCAUUUGGAUUAUGGUGGAACUUAGGGCUAGGAUGUUGGAAACGAUGGAUCAGCAUGGGAUCGACGCUCCUUCCACAGAAAGACUCCACAUGUCAAUCCUCCUGAACUCCCUACGACACAAACACAAGGCAAAACCCGAGGGCAAAGUACCUAAGGUGAGGGCUUUUGCAGCUGGAACACCCUCUAGUGGUGCAACAACUCGAAGUUUAUGGUUAUGGCUUUUAAUUGCUUCCACCAGCUGUCCCUCGAUCCUCUCUUCUUCCAGUCACUCUUGUUUUCCUUUAAGAAAAAGGGUUAAUACCUUAUUCUGGCCCGAAGUAUGACCAUAUAAUCAACUUUGACCCGUGGUUUCAGAAAUUAACAUCCUAGCCUGACUAUGCAGCAUAUAGACUCAAUUGGCAGGACGUGUGGUUGACCAUCAAUUUGGAUGGCAAACACUGUUGACUAACGGUCAACGAUCCAACUCACUGCCAUGUCAGCUCCAAAUAAAUAAAUUCUAAUUUUAAUUUAUUUUCCAUAUUUUUUUAUCUAAUAAUAAAAUGAUUCUUGUAAAUUUUCAAACAAAUGAAAUAUUCUAGUCCCUUCUCCAAAACUCUUCCGUUGAAAUCCCUUCCCCCUGAUUUUCAACAGGCUCCACAACUCUUUGCCGCUCGCCGUCUUUUGGCUUUCUCCAUCUUCCUUUCCCCCCUCCACAACUCUCCGCCGCCCGCCGCCUUCUGCACAAACCCAACAAUCGGAGAUUGCUUCCCCUGAUUUUCAGAGCAAAAUCGAAUAAUACUAAAAAAGAUUCCCUCUCUUCUAUCUUAAGGAAAUCGUCGGAUCUGAGCCCAUGGCAGGUUUUACUCGUCCCUAACCCAGAGAUCCUUCCAUUGGCGAUUGUAAGUGGCAGGCUUCUCGAGUGCAGCCCAUUUCAGGGCUUCUUUGUCGUUUUCCUCCCUUGAAGAAGCAGAGAACAACUCUGAUUGGUUGCUCCGCCACACGGAAGAUGUUCCUCCCACACACUUUUGCACUAGAGAUGAUGGGUUUGGUUCUUGAGGUUUCCCAGAAGAAUGGAGGAGGAGGUGGUGGUGGUGGUGGUGGUGUAUUGUUGUUCAAGGUGGGAGGGACAAUGGUGAGGUGUGCUUCUGUUUGAUUCGAGUGAGAAAAAUCAAGGGGAAGGGAUUUCCAGCGGAAGAGUUAUUAGGGAAGGGGAUUAGAAUUUUCAUUUGUUUACAAUUUAAAAUAAUUAUUUUAUUAUUAGAUGAAAAAUAUGAAAAAUGAAUUAAAAUUAGAAUUUUUUAUUUAUUUGGAGCUGAUAUGAUAUGGCAGUGAGCUGGACUUCACUGUCCAAAUUGACUGUCAAACCACGCAUCCGGCCAAUUGAGUCUAUAUGCUGCAUAGUUAAGGCCAAGAUGGUAAUUUCUGAAACCACAGGCCACAGUUAAUUAUAUGGUCAUACUUCGGGUCAGAGUAAAGUAUUAACCCUAACCAAAAUCAAAUUUCUUCCUCGUGCAAGUUACAUUUCUUCUUCGUGAAACUAAAGCAUUAUUCUUUAUAAUCUCGAUGAAAAAGAAAUCAAUUGAGUUUUCAUUGUCCAGCCUUUUAUCGUUGAAAGGCGACGAACAAGUGAUCAUCAAAAUUGUCCAACCUAGAAAUUUCAAAUGGUGUUAGAGUUUUUUUUUCGGAGGAGUGGUGCUUGUUUAUUUCAUCUUUAAAAUAUGCAUUAGUAUUUAAAUGACCAAAUAUAUAAAUAACAUAUUUGUGGGUGUACAGGUACCCGCCCGACAUCCGUGGGUAUGGGCAUGGUAAGAAAUUAGUAACCAUUUCAUCAUAUGGUACCCUGACUAAUCAUUAUCUAUGUAACAUAUUCAAUACAGCCCACCGUCAACGGAGAUCCCCACGGGCUUGGGGAUGUGGUGUACCACAAAGGCUACAUUGGUAGGAAUGAUAUGUCGAGCACCAGGCCCCACCACGAGCACCUCCAACUCCGGCCGGACCACACGGCCACCAGCUUGAAACGAGAGCAUCCUCAAUGCCUUGUAAAAGUUUCUUUGCCUGUCAACCCCGAAUCUAUAUGAAAUUUCAGUCACCGCUAGGUCAAAGUAUAGGAGACGAUUCGCUUCAAGAAUCUCGCUGAUAGGGCGGAGGGCUUGGUUGACUUUGUAGAGUGAACGCCGAAAAGGAUGGAGAAGCUCGGCAGCUUGCGAUAAGAGACCAGUGAUAUUGUGGUGUGCUUUUAUAAAAUUGUGGUCUACUUUAUGAAAUUUCUGGUAUGCCUCGGUGAACUUGUGAUCUAAUUUAAUAAACUUGUGGUGUGCUUUUAUAAACUUUUGGUUUGCUUUAAUGAACUUGUGGCAUGCUUUACUGAAUUUGUGGUAUGUUUUUUUAUAUUUCUGGUAUACUUCAGAGAAUUUGUGGUAUGCUUUAAGAAAUUUGUUGUAUACUUUACAUUUUUUUUUUUUUUUUGCAUUUGUGGUGUAGUUUGUGACUAUUUUUCCAAUGAAUGGAUGAGCUCUUAUUCAUCUUAUACGAUCAAUACAACGAUAUCUACAAAACCUGUACAAUACCUAACAGGUACAAAAUAAGGUUUUUCAACAAUGAGAAAGGCCAAUACAAGCAAUGUACAACCCCCUUCCUAACUAAGAAGGCCAUUAACAAACAUACUAACUUCCUAGUCCAUUAUACCACAAGUUUUUUUUUUUUUUUUGGAUGUUGCAUAUGCAAAUGUCUAAUCACCCUAUUCUUUAUCCUCCAUUACACCUUGCAUCUUCACAGCUAAGGCCUCCACUGUCAGUGUCUUCUUUCCAUAAAGUCUUCUGCAACGCUCGCGCCAAACGUCACUCAUCAACAAGCACCACAACACUCUCCCCAAUGGCAUUUUCCAGUCUACGUGUUGCUGCCUCUUCUGCCAGUUGCAGGUUACUUUGCAUAUGGAAUUUCCAGCUCACUAGGAAGACUGUUUGCCAGAUACCCUACACAAAGUCACAUAAGAAGAACAUAUGUUCUCUGGUUUCCUCUGCUAUACCACACAGAGCGCACAUAGUAUUUACUUCAGGACACUAUUUUUUCACAAUGGCUAAGGUGGUAACCCAACCAAAACCAAUUAGUAUACGCCAAGUGAGUAAAGAGUUCUUUGGGAUGCCAUUUUCCAGACUAGCUUUAACCAUGCUACAACAUCCUGCCUAGGACUAAUGCAGUGCCACACUUUGCUUAUAUUGAAUCUUCCCAUCCGUUCUCCUUCCCAUUCCACCCCCUGGUUUGUUAGUUGUAGCUUCCCUUCAGAUAAUCCUCUUAGCUUGAGAAUUUUAUUCCACGCCUACGAACCUCGAGUUCAAACUUCCCAUAUACUAAGAUUCUGGAGUCUGUACUCCUUCAACCAAGAUAUCCACAACAUCUCUAGGUCUGAAAGCACCCCCAGAUGUGCCUAGCUAGAAAGUCUACGUUCCAAGAGCAUUGAUCUUUUAAACCUAGGCCUCCUUCCUCGCAAGGAAGAGCAAUAGUCUUCCAGGUGACCUUAGCCGUCUUUUUCUUCUCUAAGUCACUCCAUAGGAAUUGGGAGCAGAGCUUUUCAAUUUUCUUUAUUACCUUCUUUGGGAGAAAGAUGCCAUUCAUCCAAAACUAUGUGUUGUUGGUAAGUACUGCUGUCACAAGUUCAAGAUUUCCUGCAUACGAUAAGAGCUUAGGUUUCCAACCCUGUAUCCUGCUUGCAAUUCUUUCUACCAAUGAUUUACAAUCUUCCGACGAGGAUAUAUAACAGGCAAAACUCCCUUCCUGAACCUUGAGCUUCUAAUUAAAUCUUCCUUCCACCCAUCUGAAACACACACACACACUAUAGAUCUCACUUUUGCCGGAGUUGAAUUUCAACCAUGAGAUAAGAUAAAACUUCUAUAGUAUCUCUGCCACCAAAAACACACCCUCUACUAAACCCCGUAUAUCUUUGGCGAAGCACAAGUGAGUUAGUCCUAUUCUACCACAUUGGGAAUGGUAAGGUAAUACAGACCUAGAUGCUGCCCUAUUAAGCAUACAACUUAGGACUUCCAUACUUACAACAAACAAGUAUGGGAGGGCAACCUUGCAUCAAUCCUUUCUACGCCUGAACAAUUUCCUACAAGACUACCAUUCAUGCAUACAGUAAAGUUAGCCUACUCAAGACAACCCCUAGUCCAUUUCAUAAAAUUUUUAGGGAAACCCAUUGCAAGUAGAGAACGGUUCAGGAAAUCCCAAUAAACCCUAUCAAAGUCCAUCAUAAUAUCUAUCUUAAGGGCACAUCUAGCACAGUUUAUGACUAUUGUGGUGUGGUGACAUUGUGAUAUGUUUUCUACUUUGUGGUUUUUUGUAUUUGUGAUUUGUAUUUGGCGAUCCCCACAAUUACUAUACAUACAUGCGUAUCUCCAUUUCAAUUUUUCAUUAAUGAUCAACAUGCCCCUCUCCUCAUUAAUUAUGGUAAACUAAUUUAAAUUAAAAAGUCAUCUAAAUAAAAUAUUUCUACUGGUUAGAACUAGUGUUAGCAUGAUGCUAACAAAAAAUGUGUUAGCCCCUACCUCUUCCCUUUGUUAGAUAGUUCCAUAUUAAAAAAAUUUCCUAUUUUGGGCUAGCCAUGGAGGGAGUCACAAUAAAUAUACUAAAGGGUCAUUUGGAAGUUGUGUAUGUAAAUCUUUAUAUUCUAAUUUUUUCACUAUAAUUUAAGUAUAUCAUUAGUAAAUAGAUGCAUUUUAACAAUACAUUGUUUGAUUGUAGAGAUUCUAGUUCAUGGAUUGAUUUGCAUAAAGUUGUUGUAUGGGUAAAUGUAAAUUUUACCCUCUACUUUUAAUACAAAAUAAAAACUACUAGAGAUGUAAAUGGAAAGAAAAAGUAGACAAAAAUCUAAAACAAAUAGUCACAACAAUCUUAGAUUUUAGUUGAGCUCAUAUAAUAAUUUUUUUUUGGUCAUUAAUGGUGGGACAUAGAAAAAAUAAUAGUUUUACAUUUUAACACUUUCAAAUAUUGCAUUGUGUGCAAUACAUAUAUUCAAUAAAUACAAUUCUGACAA
Messenger RNA from Linum trigynum, 5930 nucleotides. NCBI's taxonomy places the organism in Eukaryota, Viridiplantae, Streptophyta, Magnoliopsida, Malpighiales, Linaceae. The record is from the annotation of a GenBank genome assembly.